AAUUUACAGUGACAUGCAUAUGGUAAUCACUGAAAACCAUUGUUUAUAUUAAAGUACCAUAGUAUUACACUGAGCUCCGGUCCUCUGGUUCCAGUCCAAACUGAUCAGGAUUCUCAGGUUCCGUCCGUUUUGUCGUGUUUCUGUUGGCUAGAUGCGUAUCUUUGUGCUGAACGGACGGGUUAACUGCAUCACCUUCCCGCGCCACGGGAUUAAGACGCUCUUUUAACAUCUAAAACUAAACCAAAGGCGCACUACAGAUGACCUAGAUUGCAUUUCGCUCCCGUGUUAUUUCAGGACACGGUAAUGAUAAAGGUGUCAUUUCCGUCUCCAUCCCCACAUCAUCUCUGUUACCUGUCCGCGAGCCCACCUGUUGCGCGCGUGAUUGACAGCUGAAUAGCGGCGCAUCUGGUUACCCGGAGCGCAACGCGACACCCGGAGCUCCAGUGUCCUAAACGCCUGACGGCAGAUCCAGCGCGUAACGGGCCAGAACAGAGCAGCACUACCGCUGAUCUGCUGCCGCGGAUGAUCUCUGCUCGGGGUGAUGGAGAGGAUCUGGGUGGAGAUGCUGUUCUUUUCUGCGCUGUUGCUCGCUGAAGUUGCUCACUGUGCUCAGGGUCGAUACGCACACAAACUCCUGAAUGAUCUGAUGGAGAAUUACUCCACUGCUCUGCGACCGGUGGACGACACCGACAAAACCCUCAACGUCACGCUGCAGGUCACGCUGUCUCAGAUCAAAGACAUGGACGAGAGGAACCAGGUGUUAAUCGCGUAUCUGUGGAUCAGACAGACGUGGCAUGACGCCUACCUGAAGUGGAAUAAAGAGGAGUACGAUGGUCUGGAGGUGAUUCGCAUUCCCAGCAGCCUCGUGUGGAGACCAGACCUGGUGCUGUAUAACAAGGCGGAUGAUGAUUUCUCUGGGCCGGUGGACACUAAUGUGGUGUUGCGGUAUAACGGUGAGAUCACGUGGGACGCUCCAGCCAUCACUAAGAGCUCCUGUGUGGUGGAUGUUUCCUACUUUCCCUUUGACAGCCAGCAGUGCAACCUUACCUUCGGCUCAUGGACCUACAACGGAAACCAGGUGGACAUCAGCAUGGGGAUGGAGAGCGGGGACCUCUCGGACUUUGUGGAGAAUGUGGAGUGGGAAUGUCAUGGAAUGCCGGCCACUAAGAAUGUGAUCAUGUACGGCUGCUGCUCGGAUCCGUAUCCCGACAUCACCUACACGGUUCUACUGCAGAGGCGGAGCUCGUUCUACAUCUUUAACCUGCUGCUGCCCUGUUUCCUCAUCUCCUUCCUGGCACCUCUGGGCUUCUACCUGCCCGCCGACUCGGGCGAGAAGGUUUCGCUGGGCGUGACAGUUCUGCUGGCGCUCACCGUGUUUCAGAUGAUGGUGGCGGAGAGCAUGCCUCCCUCCGAGAGCGUUCCUUUGAUCGGUAAGUACUACGUAGCGACGAUGACUAUGAUCACAGCAUCCACUUCUCUGACCAUCUUCAUCAUGAACAUUCAUUUCUGUGGAGCGGAGGCCAAACCGGUGCCGUACUGGGCCAAAGUUCUCAUCAUCGACUACAUGUCCAAGAUCUUCUUCGUCUAUGAGGUCGGAGAGAGCUGUGCGUCACCGUUCGGACAGACGGAAGAUUCCGAGCCCUUCCUUCAGAACCACAAACAGAACCUCAAGAAGAAACUCAAAGGAGCUCCGCCCCCCUGUUGCCCUGAUGAUGACAAAUCGGCUGCCUUCCAUCUGACCUUUGACCGCUGUGUUUACUGCAGUUGUCGUGGCAACGGUGGAAUUCUCGGGUGCGACCCGAAGCUGGUCUGGAAUGUCGAAUAUAUCGCAAACUGCUUCCGCGAGCAGAAGGCGACGUGCCUGAAAGUGGCCGAAUGGAAGAAGAUCGCCAAGGUGAUGGACCGAUUCUUCAUGUGGAUAUUUUUCAUCAUGGUCUUCCUCAUGAGUAUCCUCAUUAUCGGUAAAGCACCUUGAGACU
Molecule: messenger RNA, 1979 nt
Organism: Ctenopharyngodon idella (grass carp)
Lineage: Eukaryota; Metazoa; Chordata; Actinopteri; Cypriniformes; Xenocyprididae
Product: neuronal acetylcholine receptor subunit alpha-9-II
Exons: 6
Coding region: 542-1975 (477 amino acids)
Biological process (GO): regulation of membrane potential; chemical synaptic transmission; nervous system process
Cellular component (GO): synapse; postsynaptic membrane; neuron projection
Molecular function (GO): acetylcholine-gated monoatomic cation-selective channel activity; transmembrane signaling receptor activity
Source: RefSeq, a predicted model, not a curated record